GGUUUCGGCUGUACCUCGAGAAUAUAAAGAGAAACACCGACAUGUUUGAUUUUUGUCUCGAGUUCUUUACGAAUAGCAUUAAAAAAUUCUUCCCUAAAUUUUUGUGGCACUAAAAAGCCACUUCAGGUUAAAAUGUGUACCUAUUGAUGAAAAUUCGAUACCAUCAGAAUUUUCAUACAAAUCAAUUUUUAUGCUAUCUCAGCCAAAAAUUAAAAACAAAUAACACAACUCAACAGCAGCACUAUGGUCGUAGUUCAAGUUCGAUAUUGACUCAUUUGGAAAUUAUUACUGAAGUUCACCAUCAUCGAUUCCAUGAAAUUUUACUGCCAUCGUCAGCUUGUGUCGUUGCCAGCCAUGGCCAGCAAAGCAAGCUCAGCUAUUCGUUCGUCUGCGGAUAAUUAUUUAUUUUAAAAAAUGUUGAAGUAGCGAAUUUUCCUUCUGCAUGUAUCGCGCUCAUUGGAAAAUUUUUAAUAAAAUUUUAUAUUUAUUCAAUUUAUGUGCAGUCAAGUAUUAAUUUCGUUAUUGAUUAUAAUAAUUUAUGUAAUUAUGAGUCUAUUAAUUUUGUUCAUUAUUUCUUGUACCACACCAGCAUUUGGCUCUGAAGAAACUUAUAAAGGUGUUCAAGAUUACUUUAAGGCAUCACAGAUUCAAUUACUUCAUUCCAUUGAAAUAGCUAAAAUAAAAAUUGCCAAUGUACACAAUAGUUUCACUGGUCGUUUGGAUGUUAUUCAUUAUGAACAGCAGCUGAUGUUAAAUGAUAUCCAUAAAGUAAAUCAAAGUCUUAUACCAUUGCAGUCAUUGAGUGUGAAUCGAAAAAAAUGUAUUGAAAAGUUUGCAUCCAAGUUUAUGACUCGAAUUGAUGUCCAAAGACAUUUUGAAAUGUGUCGAGAUAAAGCUAAACUCGAAUUGGAAUCUUUAACAUCGAAAGCUAAAGAAUCUAUAAAUUCAGCCGAAAAGUAUGCAAAUCAGAAUUUUUUUGAAAAUGUCAAAACUUGCAGUGAUUUGCAUGUGGAAAAUGAUACUGCUUUAGAAUUGUGUUCUAUGGAAUAUGUUGAAUUAGCAACAGAAAAUAUAAUGGAUUACUUGGAAACUGCUCAGGAACAAUUGGAAAUGAGUGUAUUUCGAACAUCUGUUAUUUCGCGUGAUGCAGUUAGAUGCACUUAUAAAGUAACGAGUAAAGUUUUGAAGGAUUUAGGCUCUUCGUUGAGGGAUAUUGAUAGUUGUUACAGAGACUCCAUUCUGGCUCAAAUUGAAACUGAACAACAAAUUGAUGAAAAUUCAAAUACUAUUAAUGAGGAAGAAUAUCAGGAGGAAUAAUACAAGAUUUGAUUCUUUUUAAAGUAUAGUUUUAAAGCUCCAAGAAUAGAAUUUUAUUUCCUUAUGAUGACGAUGCUGAAUUUUCGUCGCUAGUUCUUAGUUUUUUUAUAAGGACAAUCAAAAUGUAAAAUUUUGUUAUUAUUUUUAUUAAUUUACAUAAAUUAAAAAUAAAUAAAAAAAAAUACGACUCUAACGGUUUUCAAAACAUUAUUUCUAAACAUUCUUUUUUCAUAAAAAAAAAAACAAACAAAUUGCAUAC
Messenger RNA from Episyrphus balteatus (marmalade hoverfly), 1576 nucleotides. RefSeq lists its product as uncharacterized. The record is from RefSeq and is a predicted model, not a curated record. NCBI's taxonomy places the organism in Eukaryota, Metazoa, Arthropoda, Insecta, Diptera, Syrphidae. The coding region runs from base 496 to 1317 and encodes 273 amino acids. The transcript has 3 exons.